AUGGCUUACCUUUGGCUGCAAAAGCCAUUGGAAGCUUGCUACGCACAGUUAAAGACUAUGCGGAAUGGGAAAGAAUAUAUGAGAGUGAGAUAUGGAACUUACCAGAAGAGCAAUUAUGAAUUUGAGGAAGAAGAAGUUGUCUUGCUAUGGAGAGCAGAAGGUCUCUUGCAACAAAAAGCUAUGCCUCAGAUUAAAGAUAUUGGAAAUCAAUAUUUUCAAGAUCUAGUGUCGAGGUCAUUUUUUCAGAUAUCCAGUAAAGAUAAAUCCCGAUUUGUAAUGCAUGACCUUAUCAAUGAUUUAGCUCAAGUAAUUGCAGGAGAUAUAUGCUCCAGAUUGGAGGGUGAUAAGCAACAACAGUUCUCAAAUCUCACUCGACAUGCUUCUUAUAUUUUGUCACGUUAUUGGAGGCCUUCUUUAACCAAUGUUGUUUUGGUUGAUAUAUUGCCGAGACUUGGCUACUUAAGGGUGCUUUCUUUGAGUGCGUAUAGUAUCACUGAGUUGCCUGAUGUUUUUGAAAUUUUAAAACUACUUCGUUACUUAAAUUUUUCUCACACUGAUGUCAAAUGCUUACCUGAUUCUUUAUGGACUCUUUACCAUUUAGAAACAUUAUUGUUAAAAGGUUGUUCCAUGCUUCAAAAGUUACCUUCGAAGAUUGGAAAUCUUAUCAACUUGCAAAAUCUUGAUAUCAGAAGUGCAAACUUGAUAGAAAGUAUGCCUUUUGGAAUUGGUAAGCUAACCAAUCUUCAAAGGUUAUCUGAUUUUAUCAUAAGGGAAGGUGAUGGUUGUCACAUGAGAGAUUUGAAAUAUUUGUCAAACCUCAAAGGUGAUUUCCGUCUUUCUGGUUUGGAGAAUGUUAAUUGUCGAGAUGCAAGGGAAGCCAAGUUAAAUGAGAAGCAGGGGAUUGAUAGACUAGUAUUGCAUUGGAGUAAAAAGUUUGAGAAGGAUUCAAGGAAUGAAGAAGAUGAAGAACGGGUGUUGGACUCUCUUUGUCCUCCAGUAAAGCUUCAGCAACUCAUCAUUGAGAAUUAUGGAGGUGCAAAAUUCUCUACUUGGAUUGCAGAUUCUUCCUUCAAGAAUAUGUUGUCAUUGGAGCUUCGCAAUUGUAAAAAUUGCAAAUCUUUGCCAUCGAUUGCACGGUUAUCAUUGUUAAAAGACCUUUCAAUUUGUGGUUUGGAUGAGGUACAUAAGAUUGGUGUUGAGUUGUUUGGAGCAAAUCAAUCGAAUGCAUUUGCAUCAUUAGAGACUCUGUAUUUCUGCGGUCUGCCAAAUUGGGAGGAGUGGGACCCAUGUGAAUGGGAUGAGCGAACUUCGAAAUUCCCCAGCCUUCGUGAGCUUUCAAUCCUAGAAUGUCCUCAAUUGUUGGGAAGGCUGCCAACCCUUCUUCAAUCCUUGCAGAAACUUGUAAUCUGUGACUGUAGAAGGCUGGUAGUUUCAAUUUCAAGUUUUUCGUCGUUACGUGAAUUAAGAAUUAAUGGGUGUGAGGAAUUGGUGGAUGAAUUCUGUACAAGAGGUUACCUCUUUGAAAAGAGUGACUCUUAA
Messenger RNA from Gossypium arboreum, 1539 nucleotides. RefSeq names its product putative disease resistance RPP13-like protein 1. The record is from RefSeq and is a predicted model, not a curated record. The transcript has 3 exons. Lineage: Eukaryota; Viridiplantae; Streptophyta; Magnoliopsida; Malvales; Malvaceae. The coding region runs from base 1 to 1539 and encodes 512 amino acids.